AUGGAGGAACUUGGUUUGGCGCCUCAGCAACCCAAGGAAGUGGAAACAGUAGACAACGCGGCCAUCAACUUUGGUUAUGUAGAUCCACUACAUUUGAGUGAAGAUGAUCUCUAUGUGAAAUUGAAGAGCUUGAAGAAGCAGAUCGAAUUUAUUCAAAUCCAAGAGAACUACAUCAAGGAUGAACAGAAGAACUUGAAGAAGGAGUACCGUCAUGCACAGGAGGAAGUAAAACGCAUCAAAAGUGUUCCACUGGUGAUUGGUCAAUUCUUGGAAGCAGUAGAUCAGAACACGGGCAUCCUAGGCUCCACUACUGGCUCUAAUUACUAUGUUCGCAUUCUGUCGACCAUUGAUCGUGAAUUACUCAAAGCCGGUGCCAGUGUUGCACUGCAUAAACACAGCAACGCAUUGGUGGAUGUGUUACCACCGGAAGCGGACAGUUCAAUAGCUAUGCUUCAAGCAGACGAAAAGCCGGACGUUGCCUACUCUGAUAUCGGUGGUAUGGAUACACAAAAACAAGAAAUGCGGGAGGCUGUGGAAUUGCCACUCACUCACUUUGAAUUGUAUAAACAAAUCGGAAUUGACCCGCCUCGUGGUGUGCUCAUGUUUGGACCCCCGGGAUGCGGCAAAACAAUGCUUGCUAAAGCGGUCGCUCAUCACACGACCGCAGCUUUUAUUCGUGUGGUCGGUUCAGAGUUUGUGCAGAAGUAUCUCGGUGAAGGUCCGCGUAUGGUGCGUGAUGUAUUUCGACUGGCCAAAGAGAAUGCUCCAGCUAUUAUUUUUAUCGACGAAAUUGACGCCAUCGCCACAAAACGAUUUGAUGCACAGACCGGGGGUAUGUUUUUCAUUUAA
Molecule: messenger RNA, 849 nt
Organism: Echinostoma caproni
Lineage: Eukaryota; Metazoa; Platyhelminthes; Trematoda; Plagiorchiida; Echinostomatidae
Source: the annotation of a GenBank genome assembly